CUUUGUUUCUUUGUGGUGUGGUGAAUUUUCAAUACUUUUAUUUUUAAUUUUGUUCUCGCAGAAUCUGCUCGAAGGCGAUGACUUGUAUAGGAUAAGACUCCCAUCUAAUGUUGUGAGUCCACCCGGACGGGAUUUUAUUAUUUCAUCGGUGAAUGCGAGAUUUCUUCCAAGGGAGGGCUUGGAUAGCAUUCUGUAAUACACAUGGAGGGUGUAAACAUUUUGGCAGUCAAUUAUGGUUCUCCUGGAUCAUGCCCUUAUCCUCAGAAUUUGAAACUUCCUGUCAAGUGGUCCUUCAGCUCAUAUCCAGUUUUAAAGAAUAGCGAGCAGGCACCGAGAGCUCCUAUCUUUACUGAAGGAAUUCUUGGCGGUGAGAAUGGUGACGUUGUGCAGCCACCCGAGAAAACUUUUUGGGCUAAAUAUUGGAUGUAUUUGAUCCCUAUGGGACUCAUCAUCAUGAAUGCCAUAACACAAGCAAUGAACAUGCCCGAGGAGCCGGCUACUGGCCUAGUACCUGCUCAAGGACAGCCUCCAGAUGGGGCGGUGCUGCAUGGACCAAGUUCCGCUGUGCGUAGAAGAUGAUAAUUGAUGAGGUUUGCUAAUAAUAUAUCCUUUGAAGAG
This is a messenger RNA of Hibiscus syriacus, 618 nucleotides long. RefSeq lists its product as uncharacterized. Lineage: Eukaryota; Viridiplantae; Streptophyta; Magnoliopsida; Malvales; Malvaceae. The record is from RefSeq and is a predicted model, not a curated record. Bases 202 to 579 code for a protein of 125 amino acids. The transcript has 6 exons.